Messenger RNA from Lactuca sativa (garden lettuce), 1156 nucleotides. It is a transcript of the gene FIB4, whose product is annotated as Plastid-lipid associated protein PAP / fibrillin family protein. The record is from RefSeq and is a predicted model, not a curated record. NCBI's taxonomy places the organism in Eukaryota, Viridiplantae, Streptophyta, Magnoliopsida, Asterales, Asteraceae.
UGAUACGAUUUUAGACCACCAAAAGAGGUCGACUGAUGUGAAUGUACGACGCUUGAAGAACAAAUUGGGUGGAUGAUUUUGGACUUCAAAUGAGUAAAAACAUGUUAACUACUUAACUACAGUAUCAGCCACCCAAUCAGAUCAUCGGAUUCCCUGUCGCCAAGUACCAACACCAACACCAACACCAACACAAUCAAUAAUUCAAUCCGAUUAACCAUGGCGUCUUCGCUGAUUCACUCCACAAUUACAUCCUCCAAUGCUUGCCCACAAUCUGCUUUCCCAACUCUAAACAAGGUCGUUGGUUUCAAGCAUAGCCAUAUCCUCUUUCCCAAAAGAAGAAGACCCCUCAUUCUCUUGGCCUCCAUUGACGAAAAAGUUCCCACUUCGGACUCAACUACACCGUCGUUUCCCGGGUUUGAUCUUCCCGAAGUUCCCGAUCUAACGAAGGGCGAUACACUCAAGUCUUUGAAGCUUAAAUUACUGAGUUCUGUUUCUGGGCUUAACAGAGGGCUUGCUGCAAGUGAAGAUGAUUUGAAGAAGGCAGAUUCUGCAGCCAAAGAAAUCGAAAAAGUUGGAGGACCUGUUGAUCUCACAGCUGAUCUUGACAAACUUCAAGGAAAAUGGAAACUGAUAUACAGCAGUGCAUUCUCCUCUAGAACCCUAGGUGGAAGCCGCCCUGGGCCGUCACUAGGCAGGCUACUUCCGAUAACUCUUGGCCAGGUAUUUCAACGUAUUGAUACCUUGAGUAAAGAUUUCGAUAACAUAGUGGAGCUUCAACUUGGUGCUCCAUGGCCACUUGAACCAGUGGAAGUGACUGCUACAUUAGCCCAUAAAUUUGAGAUCAUAGGAUCUUCUACGAUUAAAAUCAUAUUCGAGAAAACAACUGUAAAGACAACAGGAAAUUUAUCACAGCUGCCUCCACUUGAGGUACCCCAGCUACCCGAACAAUUUAGGCCAUCGACCAAUAGAGGAAGUGGUGAUUUUGAAGUUACUUACCUUGAUUCGGAUCUUCGUGUUACAAGAGGUGAUAGGGGUGAACUUAGAGUGUUUGUGGUUGCAUAAAUAGUUUAUACAUUUUGUCUAUACAAACUUUAUACUGUGAUUUAUGGCACAAAAUAGUGAAAUACAAUAUAUUCAGAGUGUUUAAUAUUAAAAA